Messenger RNA from Penicillium concentricum, 186 nucleotides. RefSeq lists its product as uncharacterized. NCBI's taxonomy places the organism in Eukaryota, Fungi, Ascomycota, Eurotiomycetes, Eurotiales, Aspergillaceae. The transcript has 2 exons. The record is from RefSeq and is a predicted model, not a curated record. The coding region runs from base 1 to 186 and encodes 61 amino acids.
AUGGACCGGCGUUUCAUGCUCUUCGUGUAUCAACAUACCCAAGUAUCGCGCCAUCGAACAACAAUUGUCUGGCAUCAUUCUCGGAGUCCUGUUUUUCCUGUUUUUCCUAUUUCAACUCAAUCUGUCACACUCUGUGUUUCUUCUGUCUUUCAACAUAUUCCCCCCAUAUUGCGCCAGAUCUACUAG